Bicyclus anynana (squinting bush brown) is the source of this 2813-nucleotide messenger RNA. RefSeq names its product protein SYS1 homolog (gene Sys1). Gene Ontology annotation, cellular component: trans-Golgi network; Golgi membrane. The record is from RefSeq and is a predicted model, not a curated record. Gene Ontology annotation, biological process: Golgi to endosome transport; Golgi to plasma membrane protein transport; protein localization to Golgi apparatus. Bases 194 to 685 code for a protein of 163 amino acids. The transcript has 3 exons. Lineage: Eukaryota; Metazoa; Arthropoda; Insecta; Lepidoptera; Nymphalidae.
UGUCAAAUUGACAAAAUAUUAUUUCGAAAAGUUGGCGUAAAUUGAUAAUUUCAUGCUAAAGUUACGAUGAUUUUUUUCCAUAAAACAUUAUUGUAAUUUCAUUUUGGAUGCAUAGUUGCGUCAUUCAAAAGUGCCACGGGCGUGUCAGCGAACUUUCAAUCGAUGUUUGGAGUUGAAUCUCCUGCGAACGGAGAUGUCUAAGAUGAAGAAGUUGACUGGCUCAUUCCGCUAUACGCAAUGGGAUCCUUGCCUCAUAGUGUCUCAGAUAGUGGCAAUGCAGUUCAUACUAUACCUCACGUUAAGUUUAUUGAUCGCUGUGAUGCAGGACCUGACGACAUCCACCAGGACUUUGGACCAUCUGUUUCAGUACCAUGAAAUCCAAGUGAAAGAUGAUGAAGGCAGAGCUGUGAUAGUGGCAUUUGUGCUGAAUGCUGUCGUAGGAGCCUUUGCUCUGUGGAUGCUGGUGGGAAGAACAAAGUUGUGCUUAGAUUUUAGUUGCACCUUCCUUGGAAUUCACUUAUUGUUCUGCUGGGUGUACAACCACAGUUUCCCCUUCACUUUCUCCUGGUGGGCGCUCAACAUAGCUUGUGCUGCCAUAAUGUGUGUGGCUGGCGAGUUUCUGUGCCUGCGCACAGAAUUGCAAGCAAUACCCCUCAGCAAUAUCGGCGCUAAAGUGGAUUUAUGAAAGUUAACUGUAAUAUUUACAUAAUGGUUGGACUAUUCGCAUAUGUUGAGUGGACUAUGCGCUCAUAAUGAAUGGACUAUUCGUGUGUAAUGUAUGGACUGAAUUGCUGAACUGACUAAAUAAGUGUAAAUAAUCUCCUGUAGUGCUCACAAGCGAUCAACAACAUAUCUUGUGAAGAGAAGGAGGAUAUACCGCUAUCUCUUUCACUGCGUUGUGACGAUAGAGAUGGGACUAGGACAACUCCGCCGACGCAUUGGACGACAUGGACGUCAUGACGUGGUUCCAGCCUGUACUGUAAAUCAUCAGUUGCCACAUUCCCCAGUGGUGUAUUUGGUGGUAGUGGUUGUAUUUAUACAUGAAUUUUACAGAAAAAUUUACUGUUUUAUUAAAAACUAAUGUCUGGAGUGCUCCUGUUUCAACUAUUGUAAAAGUGAUUUGGAAAAUGAAUAUUGUGUGUAAAUAUUUACUGAAGUUAAUAAUAUUAAACUAUUAGAUAAAGUAUCCUACAGUUAAUAAAUUGAUUUAAUUGAUGAUAAACUAUUUAAAUUAUAAACAUUUUUAUUUAGAUUUUUAAUAUAAUGAACUAAUGUUAUCAGUUUCACGCUUACAUACAUUUUUAUGAUUUUGUUUUUGGACGCUGAUGGUAAGACAUGUAUUAUAAUGAAUUUAUAUUUAAAACAAGAUAUAUUGGUCAAAUUUUAUAAAAUUAUGAACAAUAUAGGUACACCGAAAACGAAACAAACUUCAAAAUGUAUUUUAAAAGAAACAGUUCAUGCUGUGAAAAAUAAAUUUAAUUUAAAUUAUCUUUAAAUUACUCCAAAAACACAUACAUUCACGUACUAUGCCAAUGAGUGUUUUGUUACAAGAAAAGUAAAAAGCUUACAUUUCAUAUAGAUCAUCAUCAGUCUUGAGCUAGGAUUCAGAUACAGAUACAUCUGUGCUAAAUUAGGUUGUGAAGUUUAUAUAGUCCAUCCAUUAUGGCAACAUAUCUGAAAAUAUUGGAUGGACUAUAAUAUAAGUAUGAUACUGUCUGCAUGAGCGAUUGAUACUCAUUAAAUAUUUUAUUUAAUUUGUGUUUAACCAACUUCAAAAAAGAGGAGGUUCUAUUUAAAUGUGUAUUUUAAGGCAGAAAGUAAUAAUAAUAGAUUAAUAAAAUGCUUGGCUGUGCUGUAAUUGACUAUGGUAGCGCGUUAGCAACUGAGUCGUGAGACCAUUAUUUGAUUAAUUUAUAUGUCUUGACCCCGCCAGUCUGCAUUGGAGCAGUGUGGUGGGCUUAUCUCCAAAGCCCCUCCUGUAAGGAGGCAGGCCUGACUAUAGAAUUUGUAGUAGACCUUCAAAAUAGCCUAUUAUGGACUCAGUUGAUAACGCAGUUACUAUAACGUUUAAUUGUGUAAUACAUAUUAGGGAUAAUAAUAUCAUUUCAUAGGUAAUUUAUUUUGUAUUUUAUAAAAAAGGCACGAACUCGACUCGAACAAGACGUCGCCCUAUAUUUAGUAUGUAUAAAUAAAUAUAGGUAAAGGAAAUAAUAAUGUUAUAAAAUAUUUUUUAAUUUAAUUUUAUUUUUAAAUUAUCAAAUAACUGAUGUUAGUAUUCCAACGAACAGGCUAUGAAUUUAAAAUAAAUCGGUUUUUGGGAAAAUGUGGACAAACAAGUGACGUCACUUGUCAAUUACACAGUUAGGGCCUUGUUAUGUUCUUAAAGCAUAUUAUUAUAUAGAAUGCAAAGACAAUAUUUAAUAAUUAUUUUAUUCUUAACACGAUAAAAUUAACUGUUAUUUAUUUACUAUUCAAGUUAUAAGAACAAAUGUUAAUUUUAUUGCCGGCUAUCUUCUCAGCAGGACGUUUCUACGAACCAGUGGUAGAUUCUCUACCAAUAGUCAAACAUUACAUUUCUAAAAGUGCUUGAGAACUAAGCUUACUUCAAAUAAAUGUUUUUUUCUGAAAUUAUAAUUAAAUAUUCGAAUAAGUAUUAUAGUUUGAUGCAAACUAUAAAACGUUUCGACGAAAAUUUAAGUUUAUUUAUUGAUAUAUUUUUAUAUAAUACCUAAUUUAGUAAGACGUUGAACUAGUUAGAUAAUUUAAAAAUAAUUAAUUGUAAAUAAAUUAUUAUUAAAAAUACCAUUUAAAAA